Molecule: messenger RNA, 592 nt
Organism: Solenopsis invicta (red fire ant)
Lineage: Eukaryota; Metazoa; Arthropoda; Insecta; Hymenoptera; Formicidae
Product: 40S ribosomal protein S19a
Exons: 3
Coding region: 92-553 (153 amino acids)
Biological process (GO): translation; ribosomal small subunit assembly
Cellular component (GO): ribosome; cytosolic small ribosomal subunit
Molecular function (GO): RNA binding; structural constituent of ribosome
Source: RefSeq, a predicted model, not a curated record
GUUGUGCAGUGCCAAGUGCCAUGGCUACCAUUUUAUAACCUAGCCGUUUUCCUGACACCGAGGUCUCUUUCCGGUUUGCAUUCUCGCAAAGAUGCCGUCUGUAACGCUAAAAGACGUCGAUCAGCAAAAAUUUGUGAAGGCUUUCGCAGCCUUUCUUAAAAAAACUGGUAAGAUGCGUGUGCCAGAAUGGGUGGAUAUCGUGAAGACGGCGAAGUUCAAGGAACUGGCUCCGUACGAUCCUGACUGGUAUUAUAUCAGAUGUGCUGCUUUGGUACGUCAUAUCUACAUUCGCAGUCCGAUCGGAGUUGGCGCCGUUACUAAGAUCUUUGGUGGACGUAAACGCAAUGGCACCCAUCCUAGCCAUUUCUGCCGAUCGGCGAGCGGUGUCGCGCGCAAGGCGCUCCAAAGCUUGGAACAGCUGAAACUGAUCGAAAAAGCACCUCUUGGGGGACGCAAAUUAACCAGCCAAGGACGCAGGGACUUGGAUCGAAUCGCCGCGCAAGUUAAAGCUAAGAGCAAAAAACAGCUUAAGCUUCAGGAAGUUGUAAUGUAAUAUUCUUUUAUGUUUCUGUAAUAAAAACACAUUAAAGGA